This is a messenger RNA of Elgaria multicarinata webbii, 1860 nucleotides long. RefSeq names its product serglycin (gene SRGN). NCBI's taxonomy places the organism in Eukaryota, Metazoa, Chordata, Lepidosauria, Squamata, Anguidae. The record is from RefSeq and is a predicted model, not a curated record. The transcript has 3 exons. The coding region runs from base 45 to 494 and encodes 149 amino acids.
UUGCAUUUCCAGAGUGGCGCUGACGGUUAGCGGAGCGUGGAGGUAUGCAGGCCAAAACGGAGAUGUUUGUCAGAUGUAACAGAAGGAAUUUUGUGGCUCUUUGUGUAAUCCUCUUUAUGGGAUGCACAGUACAAGGGGCUCCUGUUCAGAAGGGCCGAUAUAUGUGGGUUAAGUGCAGACCUGGUGCCAGUUCUGCAAAUUGCGUUGAAGAGCAAGGACCUCGUUUUGUAAUUCCGGAUGGGAGUGCCAACAUGAUCCUCCCUCCCAACGCUGAUCCGACGCUAAUGAAGACAUUUCAACACCACCCUAUUAGUUUCCCACAUACUGGAGAUGAAUAUGGAUCAGGAAAUUAUAUCGAGCUAGAGUCUGGUUCAGGCCUUGAGGACGAGGUGGAUGAUCUCAGUAUUUUUGACUCCGUGAUUGACCAACCAGAUCAACAGCUGAAGCUUAAACUAACGAAUGAAGAUUUAUUCUUCCAUGGAAAUGCAUUGUGAUCUCUGUGAUCUAAUUUCUUCCAGGCCUUUUGUGUUUUAUGACGCGGUGAAGUUAGACGCAGGCAAAAAUAUUACGUAAACUAUAAAACCAGCCAUAAACGCCUUAAUUUUGUCUGUGUGCUUUUCUUUGGUAUAAAAUGUAUUGAAUGCAAGCUUUUCCUCUUUCUUUCUUUUUAAGAUUAACCUUCCAGAAAUUUUGGAUCGCUCUUCAGUUGUGGGACAACAGAAUUUGAAACAAUUGGCAAUUUCAUCAAAUGGAAGCUAUAUUAGGAAAAAAGGACAACUAAUAAACAUAAUAAUGAGGCCGCAAUGCUAGAAUUAACCAUACCAAGUAAUGGAAUGCUAUGCAAAUUCUCUCCUGAAGCCUCCCUUCCUUUUACUUGUCAGCUUAGAGGUGGCUCAGCUAUUUUGUUUGGUUUUUGCACGGCCCAAGGCAAGUCAGUAGGAGUGUGUUUUGUAGCCUUGAGCUUCUUUAAAUGAGUGUUAAUAGCACACUUAUGACUAGCCACUCACAGACAUUCACGAGUGAUUCUGAUGUUGCAGUACUCCAUUUCCCAGUUUUAGCAAUUUAAAAAAAGUCUCAGAAAACCCGAUCCUUCUGAAAAACGUUGGUAUUUAUCCGUAUUUCCUGCUGUGUGCAGGAGAAGUUGCCGUCUAAAAUGCCCAGUGGAGGGCACUGUCCUAUUAAACCAAAUUGAGGCUGUACAAGCCACUGAUCACUGCUCUCUUCCUGCUCUCUACCUUGUGUAAUUACAGCUCGUUACAGAAGCGGAAGAGAUGCAGGAAGCAGAGCCAUGGUAAGGGAAUGAGAUUUCCCCCAUCUGAAGGAGCCCCUUGUGUCAUUCUGAAGUAUUUUGAGGCAUGGUCUUCGUUUGCCCAGGGAGCUGGCCAUGCCAGAAGCAGUGCAAAAACCUGGAGUUGUGUAUUGCUCACAGUUGGGUGGGCACCCCUUGAAUUAUGCCACCCUAUGUAGCUUCUGUGUGCGUUGUAGAGCCUCAUAAUAAUUUUCAAAAUGUGCAAAUAAGCAUGUUUAUCAAGUGUUUGCGUUAGUUUAAAAAAGUGGUAUUCUGACUCACAGAAUACCACUCUGUUGUAUUCCCCUCUGAAUAUCUCCGAAUUCCUCUGUAACCCCUCUGAAAUCUGUAACUCCUUUGAAAUUUGUCAUUUGCAAUCUGAGGAACCACACUUUUUAACAUGCCUAAAUUUCUUGUGCUGUUUCAGCUAUAUCACUUGGCAAAUCUGCAUGUCUUUAAUCUUUUAUCCAUCGUAAAAGCAGACACAGCGCAUGUUUUUACAGUCUUCUAAGCUGCAUUCCCCUGAUAUCUGCAUUUAUUCUGCUAUAAUUCUAUUAAAAUUCAAAGUGCAA